Messenger RNA from Diceros bicornis minor, 3047 nucleotides. RefSeq names its product tRNA methyltransferase 5 (gene TRMT5). Gene Ontology annotation, biological process: tRNA N1-guanine methylation; mitochondrial tRNA methylation. Gene Ontology annotation, cellular component: cytoplasm; mitochondrial matrix. NCBI's taxonomy places the organism in Eukaryota, Metazoa, Chordata, Mammalia, Perissodactyla, Rhinocerotidae. Bases 910 to 2448 code for a protein of 512 amino acids. The transcript has 4 exons. The record is from RefSeq and is a predicted model, not a curated record.
UGAUAGAGCUGUUAGCCGCAUUUUACACCUGGGAAACCGAGACUCAGAUCACGUAGUCUACCCGAGAUCACGUAGCUGGUUAACUGCUAGACCCAUUUUGAACCCUAACUGUGAAGUUUGAUAGUUGCUUUUCAGGCUUCCGGGGCGGGGCCGUUUCCUCUCACAUUACUUCUUUGCUAUUCUAGAAGGCAAACAGUGACUGCUACUAUUAAUGGGAAGCGCAAAUAACACUCAGCAAAGUCCUCGUCCUCAAAAUACUGAGAUCUCUAGUUAGAAGCAGGACUUGUGGCAGUCAAGACAAACAACGUAGCAAUAUAUUAAGAACCCAAGCACCGAAGACAGACCUGGGUUUUAAUCCUUGCUUAGCCACUUACUAGCAACGAGACGUUGGGUGAAUUAACUUAUUUCUGUGCUUUAGUUUGCUCACUUACAAAAUGAGGAUGCGAUAUCGUACAUUCCCCAAGAUUGAUAGUCCGUGAAAAGCAUUUAGCACAGCAUCUGACACCAUAAGCACCCAUAAGAGUAUACUAGUAAAUACUGCUACUGGUAAUAAAGUCAUAAAUAUAGUGACCAUUUCACUUAGAGAUGAUGCUUUAACUCAAAUCUCAGCCUUCCAAUCCCAAAUGAUUCGCUAGAAAAUUGUGGGUGGAGAAGUUCAUUGAGUAUAGGAAGGCUGAUGGAUCACCAAGCCUUUGGCCUGGCAGCAGGUGGGUUGAAGGUGCAAAUUUAUUAUUUACCACUAAUAAAAGUCAUCCUAUCCUGGAAAAGAUAGUAUACUUCACACACUCCACUAAAAGUUUUAAUUAUCAGCAUUUAGCAGGUUAUUUAAAACAGUAGAAUUUAGAUUUUUAUUCUCAAAACCUAUUGUGAACAUGUAAGUUGGUUUGUAGCUUUAUGGUACUUUUUUAAAUGAAUACUUUUUUUAGGAUCUUAUGGAGGCCAUUUGGAUUCUCAAGAAGACUUCUCAAAGUGGAAAACUGUAGAAUAACUGAAUCAGAAUCGUUGAUUCCACUAACUUGGACAUCACUGAUACAAAGGCUUAGCAGAGCACCUGGUAUUUUCUUGUUGGGUCAAAGAAAAAGAUUCUCAACCAUGCCUGAAACAGAAACAAAUCAGAGAGACACUGAAUUGUUUUCACCACCCUCUGAUGUUAGAGGAAUGACAAAACUUGAUAGAACAGCUUUUAAAAAGACAGUCACCAUCCCGGUGCUUAAAGCGAGGAAAGAAAUUGUCAGUAAAUUGAUGCGAUCCCUUAAAAGGGCAGCACUGCAGCGCCCAGGCAUAAAACGUGUGAUUGAAGAUCCAGAAGAUGAAGAAAGCAGACUAAUUAUGUUGGAUCCCUAUAAAAUGUUUACUGAUGAUUCCUUUGAGAAAGCAGAACUCAGUAUUUUAAGGCAGCUUAAUGUCAACCCACAGAUAUCUAAAUAUAAUUUGGAACUAACUUAUGAAAACUUUAAGUCAGAAGAAAUCUUGAGAGCUGUGCUUCCUGAAGGUCAAGAUGUGACUUCAGGGUUUAGCAGAGUUGGACAUAUUGCUCACCUGAACCUUCGAGAUCAUCAACUACCGUUCAAGCAUUUAAUUGGCCAAGUUAUGAUUGACAAAAAUCCAGGAAUCACUUCAGCAGUAAAUAAAAUCAAUAUUAUUGAUAAUACAUACCGAAAUUUCCAAAUGGAAGUGCUAUCUGGAGAGGAGAACAUGAUGACAAAGGUUCGAGAAAACAACUACACCUAUGAAUUUGAUUUUUCAAAAGUCUAUUGGAAUCCUCGUCUCUCUACAGAACACAGCCGUAUCACCGAACUUCUCAAACCUGGGGAUGUCCUAUUUGAUGUUUUUGCCGGGGUUGGGCCCUUUGCCAUUCCAGUAGCAAAGAAAAACUGCACUGUAUUUGCCAAUGAUCUCAAUCCUGAAUCCCAUAAGUGGCUAUUGCACAAUUGUAAAUUAAAUAAAGUGGACCAAAAGGUGAAAGUCUUUAACUUGGAUGGGAAAGACUUCCUCCAAGGACCAGUCAGAGAAGAGUUAAUGCAGCAGCUGGGACCACUGUCAAAAGAAAGAAAACACUCUGUGCACAUUGUCAUGAACUUGCCAGCAAAGGCUAUCGAGUUUCUCAGUGCUUUCAAAUCGCUUUUAGAUGGGCAGCCAUGCAGCCAUGAACUCCUGCCCACAGUGCACUGUUACAGCUUUUCCAAAGAUGCUAACCCUGCUAAGGAUGUUCAGCGACGAGCUGGAGCUGUGUUAGGCAUUUCCUUGGAGGCAUGCAGUUCAGUUCACCUAGUGAGAAAUGUGGCCCCGAACAAGGAAAUGUUAUGCAUCACCUUUCAGAUUCCUGCUGCUAUACUAUACAAGAACCAGACCCUAAAUCUAGAGAAUCAUGAAGAACCACCUCUUAAACGCCAGAGGACAGAUGAAUCCCUUUCAGAAGAAAAAACACAAAUUGCUUCAAUCACUUAAUUGAAAAUGUUUUCUCCAAAAGAACAAAACUUUUAUGUAUUGAAAUAUAAUUUGUAUGAUUUCAGCAUUCAGUUACUUUAGUAUUGAACUCAUAUUUUGCCCUUGCUGUCUUAUAAAUUGAGGAUUAUCAAAAUUUAAAUGAAAUAAGUCUAAAUAUAUUUUUAUUAUGUAAGUUAUAUAAUUAUGAUUUUAUAAUAUAAAUUGUAUCUAAUUUUUAUUAGAUAAAUAUAUUUAAAUAUUGUCGAUCUAUCUUUUGGGAAAAUAGUUUUUGAAGGUAUGAUAAUUUUGUGCUAACUAGGAAGGCACAAAUAUCACUUUGCAGUUAUCCUUAGUUGAAGAGUGUAGUUAAGUUUUAUAUAAGUACCCCUACACUAUCACAGUAAAGUAACAAAAAAUGAGAUUAUUUAGAUCAAGGAUAGGCAAACUCUGGCAGGCCAAAUCUGGUCUGCCACCUGUUUUGUAUGGUAAGUGACCUAAGAAUGGUUCUUACAUUUUUAAAUGGUUGAAAAAGAAUCAAAAGAAUAACAUUUUGUGACAUGAAAAUUAUAUGAAAUUUGAAUUUCCAUGUCCAUAAAUAAAGUUUUACUGGAAUACACCAC